Messenger RNA from Dissoconium aciculare CBS 342.82, 1866 nucleotides. RefSeq lists its product as uncharacterized. The transcript has a single exon. The record is from RefSeq and is a predicted model, not a curated record. Lineage: Eukaryota; Fungi; Ascomycota; Dothideomycetes; Mycosphaerellales; Dissoconiaceae. Bases 398 to 1696 code for a protein of 432 amino acids.
UUCUCGUUCUUGUCUUGCUCGUACCCACACCCGUUUGCCGGUCUGCGAUGAGCUCUGGCACGCUAUGCGCCAAGCUCCCCCAAGACGGGAUCUGAACGUGCUGCCGUUGAGAAAGGGUGGCUCGGAGCACUCCGCGCGACGCACCCUGGCACCGCCCUACCAUCUGCCAGCGCAUGCGGCGCUGAUAAGCUCUCUGCGCCUGUGGAUUUCAUCAUCCUAAGGGUGUUGGAAAAGAUGAUGCGAUUGAUCCUGAUUUGCUUCUUUGUCUGUGGUAGCGAUCUGUCAGAACAAGCAUUCACAAAGGAUCAUCCAUCCUGAUUUUGUAAAAAGGUUACCAUCCUUCUGCUGCCCACGGCGCCCAACCUCAGCCUGCUGAAGGUAGCUCAUCUUGAAAUAUAUGUGCCUUCGUCCGCUCCAGUUUAAGAAGUCAAAUUGCGCUGAGCUACGUCGUCGACAACUUGUCAACUUCUAUAUCCAACGAUACACUCCUCCCGGUGCUUCAUCAACAAUGAUGACUUUGGCGCCGAGGCCGGCUUCGAGCUGGCCUACCGAUAGUGAUGAGCAAACCCGAGCGAUUGAUACAGGCCUGAUUAAUUCAUUCUUCCUCCCCUGCAUGGAGCCGAAUCCGAUGGCAUCACAUCUCGCAUUCAUGUCUCCCCAGAUGUCGGACCGAUCAUAUCAUCACGAGCCACGUCGGAAAACGCGACAACGCUUCCUCACGCUCACUUCAGCGCCGAGAGAGAGCUCUCCUGUGUUUGUAGCCGAGCCCUUACCAAAGAAAGCAGCACCCUUCCUGCGACUUCCGCCGGAAAUUCGAUUACAGAUCUAUGCGCUGCUGGUCCUCCCUAGUGAUCCGAAUCAUCUUCGACCAUCGUACGAGAAAGUCAGUGCCAGCGCAUCGGACCAUUCAGAUCAUCAGAAGUUCCGACGCAGUGCGGAUUCCGAUGCCCUCCCAAUUGAGCCGACACUCAUGCUUCGAACAAUCAGCCCAGCGCGAUAUGCGAGGCUGUAUCCCACCAUUCGCCAACACACUCGCAAGUCGUACCGUGUGCGUCCCAACCAAAUGCGCGCACAGACUGCAGAGACGACCUAUCAUUGUAUCAACAACCCUCGCAUCGAGGACAAUCUCGCAAUCAUGCGAACCAAUACACUUAUCCACACCGAGGUCUGCGAGCUGCUCUAUGGGCACUACACCUUCGACUUCGAUACCCAUGUCGAAGCGGUCAUCCCCUUCUUGGCAGAUCUGACGCCAUACGCCCGGAGUUGUAUUAAGAGCAUCCGCAUUGUGAAGCGCGCGUUGCCGGAUGAGAAGGAGUUUGAUAGGUGUGAGUGGUCCAAUGCUAUGCGCUACCUCACCACGCGGGGCAACAAUAUCAAGCUACGGCGACUGCAGCUCGGCAUAGUCGCCGGGCGGCCGGGGUCAACAGGCUGGGACCGCAUCCCGAAGUACUCGGCCAAGGACUGUGCGCUGCUGGCUCAAGGGCACGGGAUGGAGUGGAUGCAAUAUUUACUCGAGAUCACCGAUCUUGAGUCGCUAGACGUGCGGGCCAUCGUACAAAAUUGCGCGUCAGCCUCGAGCAGUGCAACAAUGGCUCACUACGUACGGUUCUCUGCAAGUGUCGAGACAGGCUUCGCCGAAUUUUUGCGUUCGAGGCUGUUGGCCAAUCCAUCGGAGUCACUGGCGUGUCGGCUAUGAGUGGUUUGCUGUUUCAUUUGCGAUGACUGGUUCAUGAUCUGCAUGGUUGUUUGUGUUAUACUCCACUCUUCUCUCACAAUAAUCGGCGAUAUGCCUAUUUUUAAUAAAUCUCUCUAAACGUGUAUCUGACAUCCAUUGUGUCACAUAGUAUCUCUGGAUGAUGAACGCGG